AGCUUUUGCUAAACAGCUGUGCAAUGAUGUUGGUAGAGCUAGCUUUGUCAGUGUAACAACACGGGUUGGUAGCUAGGUAGCUUUCGAUGCUGUGAUUGCACACACAACGCACCUUACUAAACAUACACAAAUGUAUAUUAACCAGUUUGUUCGACAUCAAACGAUGGAGCGGAUACCAGACUUGUACCGUACUAUUAUAUCAAGCACUAUUUUUUGCUGAGUUUUCAAUGUCAUCUGUAGCUAGCUACCUAAAGUAGCUAGCAUCUGCUAGUAAGGCCGCGGCCAGCGGGGGAGACAGCCAGCUGGCUGUAGUCGAGGCGGGCUGUCGUGUCUGGCGACUCCGGUUGGCUUGUUGCCUGGUCGGUCACUCAGUCCUACCCUCGGUAGAGCCAUGUCGUCGUCCAGUUGCUGCCACUUGCCCGGUUCGCUGUGUGACGACUCCGCCACCGCGGAGCUUCCCAAGGAUGCGCACGAGACCCAGUCCGGACAGGCUCAGUACGUUGCCAAGGUGACGGCCAAAGAUGGCCGACCUCUGUCCACUGUUGUCAAGGCAGUCGGUUCACAGAGUAACGAGGGCAUGUGUCGUAUCUGCCAUGAGGGUGCUGGGGGCGAGACCCUGCUGACCCCUUGCGGCUGCAGCGGCACUCUGGGGAAGGUUCACCGCAGCUGCCUGGAGAAGUGGCUCUCUUCCUCCAACACCAGCUACUGUGAGCUCUGCCACACCGAGUUCACCAUCGAGCGCAGGCCUCAGCCCCUCACACAGUGGCUGAGAGACCCGGGCCCCCGCAGUGAGAAGCGGACGCUGCUGUGUGACAUGGCCUGCUUUCUGCUCAUCACGCCGCUGGCCGCCAUCUCAGGCUGGCUGUGUCUGCGGGGAGCCCAGGACCACCUGCAGCUCCGGAGCAGGCUGGAGGCCCUGGGCCUCAUCGCCCUCACCAUCGCCCUGUUCACCAUCUACAUCCUUUGGACCCUGGUGUCGUUCAGGUACCACUGUCAGCUCUACUCCGAGUGGCGGAGGACCAAUCAAAAGGUGCGUCUGCUAGUGCCUGACAUGAAGGGCGGACACACCACGCAACAUUCCGUUCCCGCCAAGUCCACCAAGAAAACCACAGACGAGACCAUCGUAUGAGCCUGGGGCCCCUUGCCGGGGCUGGGGCCUGUUGCCAGGGGUGGAGCCUGUUUCCAGAGGUGGAGCCUAUUUCCAUGGGUGGAGCCUGUUGCCUGGGGCAGGGACGGUUGCCAGGGGUCGUGCCUGGUACUCUGUAUUAUAAUAAAUGUAUAAUAAUAAUAAUUCUGAUAUUAUUAAGGACGGGAACUUGUGCACUUACGGAGCGCUGUGGGAACUUUCCUGUCUGACCUGAAGACCCCGCUUAGCCCUCCAUGUCCUCACCUGUGUGUUGACAUCACCGUGGUGACUAGACUGCAGCCAUAGCAACCAUGGCUGUAAGAUGAUGAACACUAGACUGACUUCCACCUGAAGACUCAUGUAGCAGGAUGUAACUGAUGCAGCAUGUAUAUUUAACUCCCUCUCUAUCCUCUUUUCUCCAUCCUCUCCUCUAUUCUUUUCUCAUCCUCCCCUCUUAAUCUACUCUAUCGUCUCCUCCUUUCCCCUUUUUAUCUACUCUAUCCUCUCCUCCUCCUCUUCCCCUCUUUAUCUACUCUAUCCUCUCCUCCUCCCCUCCCCCUCUUCCUCCUCAUCUUUCCUCGUCCUCCUCUUCUCGAGGGAGGUGGGGAGAUGGAGAAAGACAGGAAGGGGGAUGGGGCUAGCAGUGUCAGUGUGGAUUGUUGUCUUCCUGUUACACCUUGCUGUGCAAUAAAGAAUAAGGGACUCUA
Messenger RNA from Hypomesus transpacificus, 1833 nucleotides. RefSeq names its product E3 ubiquitin-protein ligase MARCHF2-like. The record is from RefSeq and is a predicted model, not a curated record. Bases 392 to 1129 code for a protein of 245 amino acids. Lineage: Eukaryota; Metazoa; Chordata; Actinopteri; Osmeriformes; Osmeridae. Gene Ontology annotation, molecular function: zinc ion binding; ubiquitin-protein transferase activity. Gene Ontology annotation, biological process: protein ubiquitination. The transcript is spliced from 5 exons.